Messenger RNA from Caenorhabditis auriculariae, 6821 nucleotides. Lineage: Eukaryota; Metazoa; Nematoda; Chromadorea; Rhabditida; Rhabditidae. The record is from the annotation of a GenBank genome assembly.
AUGAAAGGUUUGAUUGUUUCUGUUUUUUUUUGUUUCAGAUUCCUUUGCCGAAAAGAGGCCCAGAGCUCGGGCUGGCCCAGAACGCCCACCCUGACUCACAAGUUUUUUUUUAACGGGUUCCGUGAUUCUCGUGGCUUGUUUUAUUGGGCUGAUUUUUCAUCGUAUAAUUUUUUGGCUAGCUCUUUUUUCACAGCUUUUUUGUGAUAUAAUCUGAUCAGAUUUCAAAUGUAAAGCAUCUAACCACGGCUUCAUAGCUACAAUUUCUUUCGGCUCAAUGUUUUAGCGCGCGUGUGACAAUGAUCCUUUAAUAGCGCUCCUUCUUUUAACUUCUUUUUCUAGCCAUCAAUUUGAAAAGAUCAGAAGUUCUAACACUAUUAAAGGAUCUGUAGCCACGGAACUUGAAUCAUUUUUUUUGAGCUGAUUUUCCAUUAGCAAAUUUUUCGCUAUCUUGUUUUUUGCAGUGUUUUUGCGAUACACCCGUUUUCACGGAUUUGCAGAAAACAUGCGGCGCCGAUCCGUGAGCGAAAGCGACAAAGUGGAAGACGUCUCCCUGCAGGAAACGGUCAGCCACGCCGAGUCGGAUCCCGAAUUGCCACGUCGCGAGUCUUCCUCCUACGGAAGUCCCAACGUCUCGACGGCCUCCUUGGACGUCGCCCCUAUAGGGAUCCCUUCGCUUCACAAUUUCCAGUCGACCUCGCGAUCGGCGUCCUGCAGCCCGCCGCCGCCCGUCUCCCGCAUCGGGAGCUCCUCGUCUAGGCCCGAAGAGCUUCAGGAUCACCUGGAGAAUGGAGAGGUGAUUCGCUUGCAGGGUCCUAACAUGCGCGGAGCUUUGAAAAAUCGUGUUUAGGCUGAAAGUUUUUCAAUUUUGACAGCCCCUGGAAUUUUUUCACAUGAGUUGAGGGCGAUUUUUAAGCAGAAUCAGCGGGAAAAUACUAAAUCUAGUGAAUAUAAUCUCAUUCAGAAGUCCCAUUUUUUUUUUAAAACCCCUAGAUGAUUGGGAAGAAUGUUUGUAUAGUUUUUCCUUUGAAAAAUGCCAAUUUAUUCAUUUUUUGGGAAUUUUUCGAAAGUGUUCAUAACAUUGAUAUCUCCUGAACAUUUUUAACACCAUUGUCCGUUUUUGUGAAGGAAAUUUUUCUCUGUCGCAAAGACCGUAAUCUAAAUUUGACCAAAGUUCGCUUCAAGACCUUUUUUCGCUGUUUUUAGAGGAUUUGUAGAUCAGAAAUGCAAAAAUAGCUGGUUUUAUGGAAUUUUUUUCAAUGCUGUGUCUUUGAAACGUAACAGUCUUGCACGGAACGUACUAUAUACUGUACGGGAGACCAUUUUCCUUUCAAGACCCCUUUUUUUUUGUAAUUCUGUAAAACAAAGGUGCAGAAAAAGCUCUAAGCGGUUGGUUUUUUUUUCAUACCGUGCUUUUUUUGUUAUUUAAAAAAGAAAAGAAUAAACUUGAAGCUGACCUACGGCCAACGGCUGAUGGACGACCUUCUCAACACUUUUUGCGACAAACUUCAAAAUGUGGCCCCGAUGAAAAUCGAAGGAAUGCUAGCGAUACAAUUCCUCACGGUGAUUUGUUCAAAAUGAUUCAUUUUAAAGCGAUUUUUUGCAGGUCGAACCCGCCAAUAUACACACGUUCAUUUCGGGCAAAAAUUUGGUCUUGCAGCUCAUUUUUGAUUAUUCCCGUGUACAUUAUGUUCUAACUUCGUAUGUUUUUAGGCGUUUUGAUCGGGAUUUUUGAGACUUUUAUUACUAUUUUUUGAAGCUUUUCGAUGCAUUUUGAAUUUAGUGGCCACUUCAGUAGUUUUUCAUCCAGUAUUCCUUCCACUAACUCUGAUAACUUUUAAAAAAACAGAUUGGACUAGUUAUGAUGAUCCAUUGACACCUAAAGUGGCCACUAAAAUUUUUAGUUGUCUAGUAUUAGCACUUAGACCUCUAUAGUGGCCACUAAUUUUUAACCCCUUGAGUGGCCACUAAUUUGACCACUUCAGUGGCCACUAAAACGUCAAAACUUCAUAGUGCCCACUAAAAAUUUUCACAGCAUAUGGGUAAAAUUUGGGUGGUCCCUGUAAGUGGAGGUGAAGUGGACCCUAGAGGAGUAUCUUCAAAAGCCCCUAUAGGGAUCACUCUGGAGUUCCGAACUGCAUUUUUAACUUGACGAUGUUCAGAAAGUUGCUUACCGUAAUCUAAUAUCGAAAAAAGCAAAAUUUUGUCUUCGAAUAUUAAAAAAAUCCGUACUAGUCGGAAGAUUUCCUGCCGGGGAUUCUUAUGGAACUAAACAAAAAAAUUAGGAUCUAGGUGAACAAAAAAAGCAAUUUUUUUAGAAAAAUUUUAUGGGUUUAACAACUUUUCGCGGGUUUCUUGAUCCUCAUAUCUUUUUUUGAAGAAUUUUCCUCCCAUAUGGAAUUUUUUCCGAGAAAAGGCCAAUUUUGUAGUUUUAAGUAGACCGGAAACUGAACUGCUUUAAAAUCUGGCACUAAAGUUUUGAAAUUCUUUUUUUUUUACUGACCAAAACCAUCUGAAGUAUUGUUUGAAACACAAAUCUUCAUAUUUUAGAUAUGACCCUCGAACACCGGAAACGGUUUACGUAUAUGACUCGCUGCAGUGUUACCAAGGUGGCUUUGAAUGUUCGGAAAGCGUUCCCCAUGUGAGUUUGAAAAGUGCGAAAGAUUAUUUCAAUGUUUCAUGUCGGGGAUAAUUAAAGAAUUGAAUUUUCUGUCAGUUCACAAAACAGUUCGUAUUAUGCUGGAAAAGUCGGUCGCUUUUUUUUUUAGGUUGCCAUUUUUUGAAAAUUUUAACUUUUUUCAAGCUCUAAGUUGUUUAAAGGUUCGAAAUUCGUAGGAUUCUCGAUUUAGGUUACUGGGAAACUUUUUAGUAGCCACUAUAGAGGCUCGCCGAGGACUACUUGGAGAGAACACUAAAGUGGCCACUAUUUUCCGUUUUAGUGGCCACUGUAGAGGUUUUCUAUUUAGUGGCCACUUCAGUAAUUUUUCAUCCAGUUUUUCUUCCAGUAACUCUGAUAAUUUUAAAACAAACAGACGGGACCAGUUAUGUUGAUCCAUUGACCCCUAAAGUGGCCACUUGAAUUUAUAGUGGUCUAGUAGUAGCACGUAGACCUCUAUAGCGGCCAAUAAUUAUUAACCCCUUAAGUGGCCACUAAUUUGACUACUAUAUUGGCCACUAAAAAUUUUCGCAGUAGUUUGUAAGUUUCGAAAAAAACCAGAUAUUGUCGGCUCAAAACAGGCGAUUUUUGGUUUUGCGUUUCCAUACAUUUUACUUUUACCCUGGCUUCAACACGAAAUAUGUCAAAAAUUGAACUAUUUUUUUCAUUAAUAUAUAAUAAAAAUUUUAAAAAAGGAUCCUUUUUCCAACCUGAAAUAGAGUUAAAAAGCAAUGACUACGUCGGAAAUUAGGAAAUUAUGAAAUUUCUGUUCUCAAAGUUGCUCUGAAACUGUAUUUUCAUCUUAUUUUCGGCAGUUUAUUUCAAAUUUAAUGCUUUUUUUCAUUUUCAUUAUGAUGGAAAUUCAGAUUUCCGACCAAGUCCAUGGAAAUAUUCGUACCCUCUAUGAACAUCUAUUUCCCAGUAAGCAGAUAAACGUUGCCAUCGAUGCGAAUUUCAGCCAGCAGGUUUCCUUUUUGUGUCAUUUUGAGAGAUUUCGUGUGAUUUUGUGUGAUUUUGAGUCAAUUUAGGUCAAUUAAAGUCAUUUUCGCGUUUUUUUUUUAGGUGAUUCGGGUCAUUUUAGGUUAAUUUUUUGACUUUUUUUUUUGUGUCACUUUGUGUGAUUUUGCGUCAUCUUGUGUUUUUUGUGUCCUUUUAAAUAAGUUGUAUCAUUUUUGGUCAUUUUGAGUCAAUUUAGGUCGAUUUAGGUCAUUUAAAGUCACUUUCUGCAUCAUUUCAUGCCUUUUAAUGUGAUUUUCUGCACGUGGAUAAUCAUUUUGUGUCAUUUUAGGUCAUAUUAGGUCAUUUAAGGUUAUUUCGAAUCAUUUUGAAAAGUUUUAGAUCAUUUCGGUUGAUUUGUGUCAUUUUUAGUUAUUUUAGCUCAUUUUGGUUUUUUUUUAAAUGUCAUUUUGUGCCAUUUUAGGUGAUUUAAUGUCAUUUCAGGUUUAUUUAGGUUAUUUUGAGUCAUUUUUGUCAUAUCAGGUAUUUCAGGAAAAUUUUUGCUAUUUUAGAUCCUUCCAAGUCAUUUUUUGUUAUUUUGAGUCUUUUUCUGCCAUUUUAAGUCGUUUUAGAUCAUUUCAGGUCUUUAGAAGCAAUUUUUAGGUCGUUUUUGGUAAUUUAGUACCAUUUAAGGUCUUUUUUGGGUAACUUUAGGCAAAAGUCAUUUUCUGCCCUUCAAAGACAUUUUGUGUCAUAUUAGGUCAUUUUUUGUUAUUUUGCGCGAUUUUAGGUCAUUUAUAUGAGGAAUUUUGAAUCAUUUUGUGUCAUUUUAAAUCAUUUUGUGCAGGGAAAAAUGUGUGAAUUCAUAUUUUUCCAAAAUUAAUUUCUUCAGCAAGAAGAUUGGUCAUGUGGAUAUCGAGCGAUGGCCGCCGUUGUCGAUAUUGCCCGGGGAAUCAGGCCUGGAAGGUUUAUUUUCAUUUAUUUUUUUAUUUAUUUUAGUUAGGGUUUUCUGAUUUUUAGAAUGGUUCCAGAAAAAAAAGACAAUUUUUUUGCAGCCAAGAGUACAGCCGAAGAAAGAUUUACGACUUUUUGAAGCAGAUUUUUGGACUGUCCCAAACCGACCUGGGACAUGUUCCUGAAUGCCGAUUUAGGAUGGUGAGAAAUAAUUGGAAUUUAACAACAUUUGCCUGUUUCUUGAAAUAUUGAUUAAACGGAAUUAUUUGUGAAAAAUUUAGUCCGUUAUCGUUAAAUAAUUAGAAAAAAGUCAAUUUUUAAAUAAUUUGGAUCUGUAAGUCAGCUGAACCUACAACCUCGUCGACGUUAGAAAUGAGUCUUCACCAGCUGAGCUAUGCCCCGCUGGAAGUUUUUUUGAUUCAUUUUAAAAAAAGAGGACCGAGCAGUGCGAAAAAAAUUUCUUGAUAAGCGAAAAAUUCUGAUUCUAUCUUUAAUAUUUUUUUCUUUUUGCUUAAUUUCCAUACGAAAAAAAUUCGGAAAAAAAGAUGGUUUGAAGCUGAAAUUUUAGCGACUUAGUUUUACUUUAUAUUUAUCGAAUGGUAUGUGGUUUCUACAAAAAAAGAAGUUAUUUUUUUAGUUUGAAGUUUGGUAUUUUGGGAUUUUUUUAGGAGGAUUCGUUUUUUGAGAUUUUUUAACAAGUUGAAAUUUUUCGUUUUUAAGAUAAAAUUUUCAAAGUUGAGAGAUAUCAGUUUUUCAUUUUUUGUUGGAUCAUUUAAUGCUUAUUUCGAAAUUCAUGAUUUCGUAACGAAAUUUUUUUGAUCCAUUUAGUUUUUCAAGAAACUUUAUCGAGACCUUCAGAGAAAUUUUUGAGCAAACUCCGAUUUUUUUUUCAAAUUCUGAGAAAAAAAUCAGCCUUUUUUUCACGUUUUUUUAAUGAGAAUUAUAUAAUUUUUUUCUUUAGGGAAAAAGCCGGACUAUAUCUAUCAAAUGAGAAAUGUUCUAUUGGUCCAGAACACCUCGUCGUCUUCUUCGACCGAAUUCCUGCAUUCCGGGUUUUUUUCAGGUCUUUUUUGAGAUGAACUAGAAGUUGUCCUUGCAGUGCCAGCCUUCAGCCGGAGUCGACGGCUUCUUCCAGGCCUUUGUCGCGUCUUUCUUCCUCCAGCGACGUCUCCAUCAACACUAACAGCAAUUCCAGGGUGAUUUAUCAUGGCAAAUGUCUGGUUUUGACUUGUUAACCUGAAAUUUUUUCUUUAAAAGUCCAAGUUUUCCCUUGUUACCCAAAAUAUCGUAAUUUACUUGAGAAUCAGGAGAUUUGUGUCGAUUUUUAGUUUUUUUAAAUGGAUUUUUAAGGUCAUUAAAUGUGUCUGAAAAACGUUUCUAGGAACAGAAAUUUUUCUUCAUUAAUUAAAUUUGAAUUCAAAACUUCGCAUUUUUUUCAUUCUUGGGUUCAAAUUUGCCCAUAAAAAUCUCAAAAAAACGCACCCAUAGCUUGAAAAAUUUUUAGAUUUGUUCCCAAUUUUAGCUUUUUUGAAUGAGUUUUAAGGUAUCCAAAAACGAUUUUAAGAAUAAAAAUCACCUCAUUUAUUCCUCAGUUUUUAUCUCAUAAAUUUGAAUUUUUUUCCUUUCCUUAGUUCGAAUUUUUCUCAUUUUUAACCUCCAAGUCUUGCUUUGUUACUCUAAAAUUUUCAAAGUGAAAUUUAAGUUUUUCGAAGCUUUUUUUCCGGUUAAAAAAAUUUUUCAAAAGUGAGGUUUUGAAGUUUUUUUCCAAAGUUAAAAUUGUAUUGAACAAUUUGCAUUUUUCAUAGUUCUGUGAAUAUUCUGAAGAGCUCCAUUACAUAUCAAAAUUAAGCAGUGAAUGGUUUUUUUAAAAAUGCAAAUAUUAGCCCUUAUCUUAUCCAUCUUAUUUUGGAAAUGUUCGAAAAGUUUUAUGAUUUUUCUAGAAGCGCGCCGGCCGAGACAGCCCAUACUUGAUGAAUAUCGAGAACUGUAAGCCUAAUUGUAUCAUUAUUCUAGAAAAUUCUCAUUUUUUCCAGCCAGCCCCGGCGGUCUGCCUCAUUGGAGCGGUUCCGAUGAUGAUGAAUUGCCGAGUUUAUUUUUUCCCCCAAAAAUAACCAAAUUAUCGAUUUUUCAGCCGAUGAGAAGAUCUACUACGUGACAAAACGACAGCCACUAACGCCAAAUGGUUUGGAAGUGGGGAAAAGUUUUUGGAGAUUUGUCAAAAAUUUAAGAAAAUAUGCAGCUUGACGUGAGCCCGAGCCCCAGCAGAAAUAUGCAGUGA